Armigeres subalbatus is the source of this 684-nucleotide messenger RNA. RefSeq names its product ARL14 effector protein. NCBI's taxonomy places the organism in Eukaryota, Metazoa, Arthropoda, Insecta, Diptera, Culicidae. The record is from RefSeq and is a predicted model, not a curated record. Gene Ontology annotation, cellular component: intracellular membrane-bounded organelle. The coding region runs from base 107 to 637 and encodes 176 amino acids. The transcript has a single exon.
UCUGACAGCUAGGUGUUUACAUUCUAUUUAAAGCUUCCCUUCAUUGUUAUUCGCAUCAUAAAACAAAUUUAUUCAUACAAAUUAUUAGUGAAUAAUCUCUAAAAUAAUGGAAGACUGUGUCGAAAUCAAUUCCUCCGACGAUGAUGGAAGCCGGGAACCGGAACGUAUCGGUAUCUCAUCGGCGUCCUGUUCGCCGUUACCGCACGCCGAACGCUCCAACACACCGGUGUCGGCCAAUCUGCGUCACUCGAACCAGCAGAUAUCGUUCGCCCAGCGAACCACCCGACGGACCGAGAACGGACAGCUGAAAAAGCUGGAAACGGACCCCAAGUUCCUGGCCAACUUCAACCCGAACACAUCGCGGCGCGAGAAGCGAAAACUAAAUCGUAAAUCGACACCGCUGGUGGUGCCCAAGGCCACCGGGAUUUACAAUGAGAGGGGAGUACACCGAGAGAGCGGCAGGGACAUGUGCGAUUGCUUGGACAUGAGUUGCCCCGGGUGCCACUUUCCGUGCCAGUGCUGCGGAAGUGCCAAGUGUGGGCCGCACUGCAGGGUAACUCGCAAAUGGAUGUACGAAAGUAUCGAGCACGAUGCCAAGGAUCUGGUUAUAAGGAACAAGCUGCUGAUAAAAAAGUAAUUACUAGUAUUUUAAUUUAAGACAAAUAAAUAUUCUAAUAGACAUGA